Molecule: messenger RNA, 2259 nt
Organism: Penicillium cosmopolitanum
Lineage: Eukaryota; Fungi; Ascomycota; Eurotiomycetes; Eurotiales; Aspergillaceae
Exons: 7
Coding region: 1-2259 (752 amino acids)
Biological process (GO): cellular response to heat
Cellular component (GO): cytoplasm
Molecular function (GO): ATP binding; ATP hydrolysis activity
Source: RefSeq, a predicted model, not a curated record
AUGAGAGGCUCUUCUCCAGAACCCCCCAUCGCAGACGAUGCUGACUUCAUUAUUCACACUUGCGGAUGUUCGCGCCGCAAGGCAGCUUCGGCUCUGAAGUUACACAAGGGCAACAGGGAUGCCGCCGUGAAGAGCCUGCAAGACUCAGUCCAUAUUACUUCGCCUUUGAGUAGCGCCUUACCUAUGGUCAAACAAUCUCCAAAUCCCACCGAAUCCCCCACAUGCCCAAGCGAGAUCAUAUCUCGAAAAGCCUCGCCGUUAACUCCUGGCCGAAUUGCCGGCUCCGAGAAGCUACAUGAUUCUCCCAAGCCACUAAUACUAGCACCGGGAAGGCACGAAGGACUCUCCACAUUAGUGAAGAUACCGGACACGUCUACACAGGCUGGGUCAUUUGCCGAAUUAUCAUCCCGAAAGCUUUACCACAAGCCGGCUGAAGAGCCUGGGAUUGCAAUCCGGGAUGGGAAGUGGGAUUUUGAGUUACCCAGCGUGGAAAUUCCAGCCGGCCAGCCUCACUUUUCCCUCGACGAGGGAACGAGGUUACCUUUUUCUUCAGUGCGACUCAUAUCUUCUCUUGGUCGGACAUGCCAAGGAGUCAACAUUUACCAAUAUCUAUCAUACUUCGACGAUUGGGUUGUCAGUCGCGACCUAGGCACCGACAUCUACGGAGUCCCUUCAAUAUUCUACGCAGCUGCCACGAAUGAUGUUCAUGCCGUUCGUGCAUGGGCGUCAUAUGGAGCAGACGUCAAUGCAUCUGAACGGAAGACUAGGAUUCCUCUCCUGGCAUUUGUCAUCCUUAGAACACAGGCCACGAACCAAGAUAGCACCUCGAUGCUGAUGACCCUGCUUAGCCUAGGAGCUGACGCCUCAUUGAUUCCCAGAGUCUUGUAUUCACCCUGCCUUGAAGAUCCCGUGGAGAGGCUACCUCUUGAUGAACGGUAUCCCGGGUUCAACGAGCCAAAGACAUCUUGGUGCAAGGACGUUGUUGCAGAGCAGAUGGCUCGCGCCAUAAAUUUGAGCCAACGGUACUUUCUCGAGAAGGUCGCGCAGGCCAAAGCUCCGUCUGGUCGGCAAUCACAAGUCACUAGGGUCCACAACGCCACAGCGCUCCUGGGAGUUUCCAAUUUCUUGAUCGGCCAGUCGUCGGCAACGCAAACUGUUUCAGAUGUGCUGAUAUCGCACUUGGCUCUUCCCAGAUCCAAACCCUUGGUCAUGGCGUUCACAGGUCCAUCCGGGCAUGGAAAGACGGAGUUAGCCAAGCGGAUGGGCGAGCUUCUGAACCUCGACAUCCAAUGCAUCGACUGCACGGAGAUGAAGCAUGAAACUGAUCUUUUUGGACCUAAAAAGCCGUACAUUGGUCAUGAGCUAGGAUCACCUUUGAAUAACUUCUUAGCUCGGAAUAGUGGCAAGCGCUCUGUUGUGUUUCUCGAUGAGUUUGAGAAGACCACACGAGAGGUCCAAAACGCGCUUUUAGUACUAUUCUCUGAAGGCCAGUAUUCUGACCGGAGAAACCGCCAGCCUGUCGAUGCUUCUCAGAUAAUUUGGAUCUUUGCUACGAAUGCAGCGGAUGAAAUCAUCCUCGACUUUUUCGAAAUUCAUAAGCACGAGCUGGUCGAUGAAGACCAUGUCCGCCGGUCUGAACUGACGUUGAAUCUCACAUCGUCUAUCAAGAAACAGCUGAAAUCCACCUUUGGGAACCCAUUGUCAGGCCGCAUAUCCGUUGUUGUGCCGUUUCUACCAUUCUCGCUCGUCGAGGCUGCCGUGGUCGCCCACAAAUUCGUUCUCGAGCUCAAGAGACAAGUAUUGCAGUCCGUCAAGGUCUCCGGCAAGAGGCUCGUUGGGCACAUCGUACUCGAGUUACGUGGAGAUGGUGCGAUCUGCAAGGCAAUAGCGAAAGAAGGUUAUGACUGCGAUCAAGGAGCGAGAUCUCUUCAGUCUUCAGUCGAAACCAGAAUUGGAGACUCUCUGGUACGAACGUACCUGGAAGAGGAAGAACAGAUCGAUGAUUCGUCGCCUAUUAUUAGAUAUAUAGUGUCUCUGACACGACACGGAAACAUCGUGGUUCGCAAGAGUAUGGGACCUAUAGAAGAGGGGCCAAAGCAAGGAAAAGAGAAACAGAAUAGAGAGGAGUUAAAGGCUGAGAAGGAACAAGAAGAUCAGGAAAAGCAGAAAAGGUCAUCGGAACAAGAUCAAAUUUCGGAUAUCGAAAACCGGGACUUUCCCAUGCUGAAUCUUCUUUGGCAUAUUAAGAAGACCAAAUGA